Molecule: messenger RNA, 1786 nt
Organism: Zymoseptoria tritici IPO323
Lineage: Eukaryota; Fungi; Ascomycota; Dothideomycetes; Mycosphaerellales; Mycosphaerellaceae
Exons: 5
Coding region: 110-1786 (558 amino acids)
Biological process (GO): amino acid transmembrane transport
Cellular component (GO): membrane
Molecular function (GO): amino acid transmembrane transporter activity
Source: RefSeq, a predicted model, not a curated record
UCCCUGUGCAACUAUUUUUCGGCCGUGCCUGACUUUCCUCAGCCAGCCUCUGUCGACUUCAAGCCGUUACGACUUCUUCCCAUUGGUGCAGAAGGCACCGACGCACAGCAUGGCCGACGUCGAGAAAAACAACCACGAGGUCGAUGCUCGGGGCCUCAACUCUGAUCACGAUGUCCGGAAGGGCUCCAUCACGGAGGCGGCUGACAUUUAUGGAAGUGCUGAGGCUGCCGAGGAGUUCGGAUACGUCAAACGAGGGCUCAAGUCUCGUCACAUCCAGUUCAUCGCGCUCGGAGGUACGAUCGGAACCGGCCUUUUCUUGGGAAUCGGCAAGGCCCUCCAUCAUGGCGGCCCUCUCUCUCUGGUCCUCGGAUACACGAUAACAGGUGUCGCCAUCUUCGCCAUGAUGCAGUGUCUGGGUGAGAUGGCCACCUGGCUGCCACUCCCCGGUGCUGUACCUCAGUACUGCGCCCGCUACGUCGAUCCUGCUCUUGGAUUCGCGGUGGGAUGGAACAACUGGAUAUCGUCUGCCCUGACGCUAUGCGCUGAAAUCUCCGCUGCCGCCGUGGUCAUCGGGUUCUGGAAUGAUUCGAUCAAUCAAGCUAUCUGGAUUUCCAUCAUUCUGGUCAUCAUCAUUGCCUUGAACAUCUUCGCCGUCUCGAUCUACGGAGAGGCUGAAUUUGCAUUUGCCAGCAUCAAAAUCGUGACGAUCAUCGGCCUGCUCAUUCUCGCCUUCAUCAUCGAUCUUGGAGGUGGACCAGAUCAAGGACGACUUGGUUUCCGAUACUGGCGAGAGCCGUAUGCUGCCAUGCGUAGCUACAUCGGCGAUCCUGGCAGCGAUACCGCCCGCUUUACUGGCUUCUUCGCCACUCUCGCAAACGCUGCUUUCAGCUACGGUGGUGUGGAGAUGGUAGCUGUCGCAGCAGGAGAAGCCGAGGACCCAAGAAGGAACAUCCCCAAGGCGGUUCGCCGUGUCUUCUGGCGUAUCCUCUUCUUCUAUGUUCUCGGUUCGCUCGCCAUUGGUGUGACUGUUCCAGCCAACGACAAACGCCUCCUCAGUGGCGGUCCUGGUGCUGGUCAUUCGCCCUGGGUCAUUGCCAUUGUCCGUGCUGGAAUCCCUGCUCUACCAUCAAUCAUCAAUGCUGUCGUCUUGACUUCGGCCACUUCUUCUGGCAACGCUUUUCUCUACACCGGGUCUCGCUACCUCUUCGCCUUGGCACAGAACAAGCAGGCUCCACAAUUCCUGCUUCACUGCAGCAAGUCCGGUGUUCCAUAUUAUUGCGUCCUGAUCACAGCAUCGAUCGGGCUCUUGACCUACAUGACGGUUGCUUCCUCUGCGUCGCAAGUCUUUGACUACUUUCAGUCUCUUACAACCAUCACCUCGCUCUUCACCUGGGUCUGCAUCCUCAUCGCCUUCCUUCGCUUCCGCGCCGCUUGUCUCGCUCAGAACGUCCCGCGAUCCGACCUCAUCUUCCGCAGCAAAUUCCAGCCCUUCACGGCAUACGCCGCGCUCGGCUUCUUCAUCAUCAUCAUCCUGUUCAAUGGCUUCGUCAACUUCACUCGGUCGGACGGAAAGUCCAACUGGGACAUCCAGGACUUCGUUUCCUCCUACGUUGUCAUCCCCAUUUUCUUCGCCCUGUUCGCGUUCUGGAAGAUCUUCAAGAGGACGAGCUUCGUCAAGGCUGCUGAGGCGGACAUCUGGACUGGCAAGGCGACACUUGAUGCGGAGUACUGGCCAGAAAGGCUUCCUCGCAAUAUGCUGGAGCGCAUCUGGUUCUGGAUCGCUUGA